Molecule: messenger RNA, 1104 nt
Organism: Zygotorulaspora mrakii
Lineage: Eukaryota; Fungi; Ascomycota; Saccharomycetes; Saccharomycetales; Saccharomycetaceae
Gene: PEX7
Product: Pex7p
Exons: 1
Coding region: 1-1104 (367 amino acids)
Biological process (GO): protein import into peroxisome matrix
Cellular component (GO): cytosol; peroxisomal matrix
Molecular function (GO): protein binding
Source: RefSeq, a predicted model, not a curated record
AUGUUGGCAUAUCAUAUGAGUGGCUACAGUGGCUAUGGAGUCCAGUAUUCACCAUAUUUUGAUAAUCGAUUAGCUGUUGUUUCAGGGUCAAACUUUGGCUUGGUGGGUAAUGGAAAACUGUUCGUACUGGAUAUUGAUAUGCAUGGCAAAAUACAUGAAUCCAACUCAUUCUUAACUCAGGAUUGCCUAUUUGACGUUGCAUGGAAUGAACUGCAUGAAAACCAAGUAUUGGUUGCUCAAGGAGAUGGGACACUUCGACUUUUUGAUACCAAGUUAAAGCAGUACCCGAUUGCCAUUUUCAAGGAACAUCAAAAGGAGGUUUUCAGUUGUAAUUGGAACUUAUUAUCAAAGCAGACCUUUGUCAGCAGCUCAUGGGAUGGCACUGUCAAAAUAUGGUCACCCACUAGACAGCAAAGUCUAGUUACUUUUUUACCUCAUACUUUAGAGAAUACAAAAAACGUAGACAUUACUACAAACGUUCCCUUGUCCAACCAGAAGCAGCAUGAAGGAAUAUCUAGAAAUAAAAAUUGCAUAUAUCAAGCUCAAUUUUCACCUCAUGAUCCAAAUUUGGUGAUGUGUUGUUCUGGUAAUUCGUACACUACAUUGUUUGAUUUACGGCAACCAGCCCACACAGGAAAUCAGCAAAGCUUUCUAGCACAUUCGGGAUUGGAAGUCCUUACAUGUGAUUUUAAUAAGUACAGACCAUACACAGUUGCCACGGGAGGUGUUGACAAUACUAUUCGGAUGUGGGAUUUAAGAAUGGUGGGGCCUAAUUCAUCACCCGCAAUUUGCGUAAACGAAAUCAGCGGAGGCCAUGAGUUGGCAGUCAGAAAAGUUUCUUGGUCACCUCAUCAUUCUAACGUGCUACUUUCUACUUCCUACGAUAUGACGUGUUGCGUUUGGCAGGAUUUGAGUGCCGAUGGUGUAAAAAAUACUGGAAGAACUAAUAGCAUCGAUCCAAAGCAAGGUUGCAGAUUCAGAUUUGCACAACAUACCGAGUUUGUCUACGGCGCAGACUGGAGUUUAUGGGGUCAACCAGGAUUCAUUGCAUCUACGGGAUGGGAUGGUAAUGUUUUCAUUUGGAAUGGCCUCUCCUUGAAAUAG